This is a messenger RNA of Aspergillus calidoustus, 1469 nucleotides long. The record is from the annotation of a GenBank genome assembly. NCBI's taxonomy places the organism in Eukaryota, Fungi, Ascomycota, Eurotiomycetes, Eurotiales, Aspergillaceae.
CUCUCAUUAUCCUGUGCCCGUGCGGCUGAAGAAAGUCAUUUCAGGCUCGAAUGUCUAACUUCUGAGUCAUCCGGGUAGGCAUUUCAUUUCCGCGAUUUCCGAUACAAACGUCCAAUAAGAGUGUCCCUUUGAGCCGUCAUUCCCGAGAAGCGCCUAAUGACACCAUGGGAACUGGCAGGACUGCUUGUACAGCAAAUCGGCAACACCGCGUCCACCUGUCUUCCGCAUGACAAAUAUCGAUGAGAUGCACUAGUCCGCGAGCUUCUAAGGCUAGUUCGAUAACCAUGUACUGGGUUUCGUAUCCUCUCUAUCAGAAGUGAUGUUCGAACAAUAGCCUAAGCCUUAUGCACUCUUUUCCGGUAUAGCCCCCAGCCUGUGCUGUACAGGCGAUUAUGAGGGCAUUAGGCGUGAACAACAACGGAUCGGAUGGUUGAUGGAACAGAUAGCAUUUGCGAUCUAGGCCUAUAAAGUCCCUUCUUGUCCCGAUUUAAUAAGCUAUUAAUCACACACCGUCGUUGGUGAAGGUGGAAAUGGACGCAGAGGAGUACUGCUGGGCGUUGCAGGUGUUGGAGCGAUCAACCACCGCCGCGCUCAUGAAUGUGCAUCCCGAGGUGCCUUGGCAACUGUUUUGCAACGAACAGGACCUUCCAGAGGGCGACAUGACCCACCAAUCUGGGACCAGCAAGAUGGGCUCUCCCAACUUCAACCGCCCCCGCACAGCGGGCUCAUGCCUUGAACCAGGUUCGACCAGCCUUCCUCCUAUCCUGGCAAUCCCGGAUGCGGGGUUAUCGAGUGCCUUGAUGCACCAGGCAACAUCGCCAACGAGUCCGUUGGAAGAAAAUCCCUUGCUUUCCGCAAAGCGCCGCACGCAGAACCGGGAGGCCCAGCGCCGAUUCCGAAAACGCCGAGAGGAGCAGGAGAAGCUGCUGCAUGAGCGGAUAGCGAGUCUCGAGGCCAGAUGCACUGUGUUGAACGAGACGUUUGGCCAGAAGUCUGAGGAGGUCGAGGCACUUUUGCGUGAAAAGGGCGCCUUGGAAGCUGAGGUGAAGGUUCUUCGCAAGCAGGAACAGAUCCUGGUGCGACUGCUGCAGUACUCUAACGGGGUAUUGCUCAAGUCGUUUGUUCCUAUAGCGGCAGGUGUCUCAAAUCCACCGCUAUCUCCAGCUUCUGGCGUGGCCCUGGGAGAAACACCUACCGUGGAUGCAUGUUCACGCUGCUUGUCAGGAAGCGUUGAGACCGACGACUAAUGAUAGCACGAUACUGCCCUGAUUUAUGACUCUUGCCACUGUUAUGACUACCAAAUACCAUCACCAGAUCAGAAUUAUGAGCUACUAAUCGCUUGCUUAGACUCUUAACAGACCUUGCUCAUGGAUUGUGCUAAUACUGGACCCUAGAAGCAACUAUAAGCACUAGUGUUUACAAAUGCAGCGACGGUAUAAUGUGCAAUGUCGCGUCUCUAUUUAGCCAAG